Molecule: messenger RNA, 1544 nt
Organism: Osmerus eperlanus (European smelt)
Lineage: Eukaryota; Metazoa; Chordata; Actinopteri; Osmeriformes; Osmeridae
Product: acidic leucine-rich nuclear phosphoprotein 32 family member A-like
Exons: 7
Coding region: 171-905 (244 amino acids)
Biological process (GO): regulation of apoptotic process
Cellular component (GO): nucleus
Molecular function (GO): histone binding
Source: RefSeq, a predicted model, not a curated record
CUUGGCGGCUGUAAUUGGUCGGUAGUGACGACAAUCCUAAAACAUAUUCCCGCCUACAGAGAAGAUCAUGUUUGAAUGAACAACAGUAUUCUGUUCAAGUGGUUGCAUUUGCACUAAAAUACAAAAGUAUUUUACGGGGAUUGUCAAUCAGUGGAAUAUAGUUGGCCAAAAUGGACAUGAAGAAAAGAAUUUAUCUUGAACUGCGGAAUCGUACGCCAUCUGAUGUAAAAGAGUUAGUCCUGGACAACUGCCGUUCAAAUGAAGGCAAACUAGAGGGCCUCACGGAAGAAUUUAAAGAUUUGGAAUUUCUAAGUACAAUUAAUGUUGGGCUGACAUCUGUGGUAAAUUUGCCGAAACUAAGUAAACUGAAAAAGCUUGAACUCAGUGAUAAUAGGAUCUCAGGUGGCCUUGAAGCAUUUGCAGAAAAAUGCCCAAAUCUUACACACCUCAACCUCAGUGGCAACAAAAUCAAAGACCUCAGCACAAUAGAACCCUUGAAAAAACUUGAGACACUCAAAAGCUUAGACUUGUUCAACUGUGAGGUGACAAACCUCAAUGACUACAGAGACAACGUCUUCAAGUUACUACCGCAGUUGACAUAUCUAGAUGGCUAUGACAAGAAUGACAAGGAAGCACCAGACUCUGACGCAGAGGCAUACGAAAAGGGUCUGGAUGAUGAUGAGGACGAGGAUGAGGUAGAGGAGCAUGAUGAAGAGACUGUACCAGGGGAUGAGGACGAGGAGGAAGGAGAGGAGGAUGAAGACGAGGAAGGGGAAGAGGAGGAAGACGACGUUAGUGGAGAGGAGGAAGAGUUAAAUGAUGAUGAGGAUGAUGUAGAAGAGCAACAAGGUCUAAAGAGAAAAAGGGAAUUUGACGAGGAAGGAGAGGGGGAUGAAGAUGACUAAAUAAAUCAAGAGGAUCCAUUGUGACCCGACUGUUUUAACCUUGUAUUUUAAAUCCCCUUGAACUACUUGAUUUGUGUUUGUUUAGUACUGUACUUUUAAAAUUAUUAUUGGGGUUUGUUUUUUACCUUUGAGUCCCCUUUGUUCCACAGUCUACUGUCAUUUACAUGCUACUAGCUGGACAGUGGAGGACAUUUCGUAACGUCAAAUAUCAGGCCUAUAUGUAUCCAAUUGUGUUCUCACUUUUAACAAAUCCUUAAAAAGGUAUUUAACAAUUUAAAUACAACUUGCAUAUUCAGACAAAUUACCUAAAACGUUCUAUAUUGCAUGUCUAAAUAUGUUUGAAAGUUGCCUACUGGAUUUCAUUAUUACUGGUUUUUACAUGUGUUUGUGUGAUUUGUAGGGCUAUUAUCAUGUCUGCUUCAAGCUAACAGCAUGACUGCAACAGGUCCUUUUAAAGCAUAGCAAAUAAUGUCUGCCCUUGUGGAAAUAAUCUUCCUCGGGAAUUGUGUUUUUUGUAAAUAAUGACCAAAUCUAUUGUUUUCUAUUCUCUUUGAUAGACAUUUACACUUUUAGACUGUAUCAAUGUUUUGACCUGCUGUAGGCCUAACUCCAUUAAAAACAUGAUUCUUGUAUAGAUAA